UGCUUCCCAUGUACAGCCUCGCAAGCCCAAAAGUAGGGGUGCGCGUCUUCGAUGGACUCGAAUUCUCAAAGGUCUCUCCAGCACCAGUUAGAAGCACCAGCAUUAGCUUCAUAAAAGCAUUUCUACGAGGGACCCAAGGCUCCUACUCUGCUCCAAUUGCAGCAAUGGAGGAUAUGAAAAAACCCAAGAAGAAGAGAAAGGCUCAGCCGAGGAAGAAGAGGAAAUUUAUCAACUAAAAUGAGGAAGGAAUUCCUGAUAUUGAAGACAUUUUCAGCGACAAAGAAACCCAGAAGAUCAGGGAAUCAUUGUUGGACUGGUACGACCACAACCAGAGAGACCUUCCUUGGAGGAGGAAAGAAACAAACGCACUUGAAGAAGAAGAAGAAGAAGAAGAAGAAGAAGAAGAUAAAGAGAAAAGGGCAUAUGGGGUUUGGGUAUCUGAAGUGAUGCUGCAACAGACUAGAGUUCAGACUGUGAUUGAUUACUACAACCGUUGGAUGCUUAAAUGGCCCACUCUUCAGCAUCUGGCCCUCGCUUCUCUUGAGGAGGUGAAUGAGAUGUGGGCAGGUUUAGGAUAUUAUAGGCGGGCACGUUUUCUGUUAGAGGGAGCUAAAAUGAUUAUUGCUAUGGGAGAUGGAUUUCCUAACACGGUGUUUUCCUUACGGAAAGUUCCAGGAAUAGGAGACUAUACAGCUGGUGCAAUUGCCUCUAUAGCAUUCAAAGAAGUGGUGCCUGUGGUUGAUGGGAAUGUUAUAAGGGUGCUUGCUAGGUUGAAGGCAAUUUCUACAAAUCCAAAAGACUCAAUGACUAUCAAGAACUUUUGGAAACUAGCAGCUCAACUAGUUGAUCUUUGCCGUCCUGGGGAUUUCAAUCAGUCUCUUAUGGAACUCGGUGCAACUGUUUGCACUCCAUCGAACCCAAACUGCUCUUUAUGUCCUGUUUCCAGCCAAUGUCGUGCACUUUCAAUUUUCAAGCAGGAUAAGUCAGUAUUGGUUACAGAUUAUCCUACCAAGGUUGUAAAGGUGAAACAACGACAUGAAUUUUCUGCUGUUUGUGUUUUGGAGAUAUUAGGAAGCCAAGGUCCAAUUGAGGGUGAACAAUCUGAUAGUGGAUUUGCUCUUGUAAAGAGGCCAGAUGGUGGUUUGCUUGCUGGUCUAUGGGAAUUCCCUACUGUCAUGUUGGGAAAAGAAACUGAUUUAACCACAAGGAGAAAAGAAAUUAAUCACUUUCUGAAAAAAACAUUCGGACUUGACCUACAAAGGACAUGUAGCAUAGUUCUAAGAGAAGAUAUUGGAGAAUUUGUUCAUAUUUUCACUCACAUCCGUCUCAAGGUUUAUGUGGAAUUACUAGUAAUACAUCUUAAAGGUGGGAUGAGUGAGUUGUGUAACAAGAACGGAAAAGAAGUUACGAGCUGGAAAUACAUGGAAAAGAAGGCCCUUUCAAAGUUGGGUUUGACAUCUGGAGUGAGGAAGGUGUACACUAUGGUUGAGAAGUUUAAACAGAGCAGGUUAUCCACUGAUUCUGCCCCAGCCAAAAACAAUAAAAACUUGAGGAAACGAAGAUCAACCGCGACCAGUCUAAAUUAGAUCUUGUUUAAUCAUUGUACUUGAUCAAUGAAAAAGGUUUUGUAGACUCUUGUCCUGGUGCCUGCUCAUAAGCUGCAUACAACAUUGCAAAUCAACAAUUACUACCGACUUCCUGUUAUGUAAUGUAGGUUUACUCAAUUAUUUAUAAUCUAUGCCAGCAUCUUGUGCAGAUUUAUAUAA
This is a messenger RNA of Hevea brasiliensis (rubber tree), 1766 nucleotides long. Its product is annotated as adenine DNA glycosylase. Gene Ontology annotation, cellular component: nucleus. The record is from RefSeq and is a predicted model, not a curated record. NCBI's taxonomy places the organism in Eukaryota, Viridiplantae, Streptophyta, Magnoliopsida, Malpighiales, Euphorbiaceae. Gene Ontology annotation, biological process: mismatch repair; base-excision repair. Gene Ontology annotation, molecular function: 4 iron, 4 sulfur cluster binding; 8-oxo-7,8-dihydroguanine DNA N-glycosylase activity; purine-specific mismatch base pair DNA N-glycosylase activity.